AGACGCGGAGCUGGGAAAAGGGAGGCAGAAGAGGCGGAGGCAGAGCCUGAGCAGGAGCCUGAGCCCGAGCCCGGCGCCCGAGCCGAGCGCACACCCGCGCGGCCGGGCCACGCAGAGCCGGCCCGGCGAGCCCUCCCGAGACCCGCGCCCGGCAGGAGAGGCCGCGAGCCCUCGCCCGCACCCCCGCCAGCCGGACCCCGCACUGGCCCGCGGGUCAGGGGCCCGAGAGCAGACCCCAAGUCAGGCUUCGCUCCGCCUCCGACGAGGGCUAGUCCUUUGGAAGGCGCCUUCGGCAGGAGCAGGAGGGCCACCAUGACCGAGAACUCCACGUCCACUCCCGCGGCCAAACCCAAGCGGGCCAAGGCCUCCAAGAAGUCCACAGACCACCCCAAGUAUUCAGACAUGAUCGUGGCUGCCAUCCAGGCCGAGAAGAACCGCGCCGGCUCCUCUCGCCAGUCGAUCCAGAAGUACAUCAAGAGUCACUACAAGGUGGGGGAGAACGCCGACUCCCAGAUCAAGUUGUCCAUCAAGCGCCUGGUGACCACCGGCGUCCUCAAGCAAACCAAAGGGGUGGGUGCCUCGGGGUCCUUCCGUCUGGCCAAGAGCGACGAGCCCAAGAGGUCCGUGGCCUUCAAGAAGACCAAGAAAGAAGUCAAGAAGGUGGCCACGCCAAAGAAGGCAACCAAGCCCAAGAAGGCUGCCACCAAAGCCCCCAGCAAGAAGCCCAAAGCCCCCCCAGCCAAGAAGGCCAAGAAGAAGCCGCCUGCCACGCCCAGGAAAGCCAAAACCCCCAAGGUCGUCAAAGCCAAGCCCGUGAAGGCGACCAAGCCCAAGAAGGCCAAACCAGUGAAGCCCAAAGCCAAGUCCAGUGCCAAGAGAGCCGGCAAGAAGAAGUGACAGCCAAGGCUUCUCUGUGGACACUCCUUCCUCUCUGUUUUCUGUAAAUAUUCUCCUCCUUUUCUCUCUCGAUCCUCCUCUGCAACCCUUUGCCCCAUUCUAUUCUGACUUUAUGAGAUGGAAUUUGGAUUCCUCAAAAAUUGUGGGACAGUCCCCUUUUCCUUAACAGUGGUACAAGGACAGCAGCGACAGACCUGGGCUGUGUGGUGCCGGGAUGUGCUUGCACAUUGUGUUCUGUGGAUUCGCUAGUCUCUGGGGUCRGGGGUCUGGGUGGUUUGUUUGCUAUGAAGGUAGGUGCGGGAGGCAGUUUGUUCUGGCUGGACAAGAGGGAGCCCCGGAACUGGGGCGCUGGGGGAGUGUCUUGAAGUUGGGCGCCCCUUGUGAGAGUCUCAGAGCCUUUUCGGGGAGGAAAGCGGUGACAGCCACCAGUGGCAAAGGAGAGAGGUGGACCUCCCGGUGGUGAGCAGUGGCCAGUUCCUCCUCACUUUUGUUAAUCUGCCCUAGUGGCCUCUAUUGUCUUAGGGAAGGGGAAGGGGUCCAGGUGACAGCUGGUUGGGAGAAGCCAAUGCUUCUCCCACUCAGCUGGAAACUAGGCAUCGGAGGGUCUUUGUGGCUUGGCAAAGUCCCCUGUUAAGUGGGAGUGGAAACUUUUGGGGAAGGGAGGGUCGUCAGUCAGCCAAGUGCCUCAGUGUGCCCUGCUAACUUGGGUUUUUCCAUACAACUGAUGGAUGUGCCCUAGGAGGACUGUUUUGUGGUCCCUCCUGUGUAAGACGUGGCUCUACUAGGUCUCCCUAGCCACUUGAGGAAACCUCCCGACCGACCUCUUUUUACUUGUGAAUCUUUUAUAAGUAGCUGUAGACGGGGAGGGGGAGGGGCGGGGAGUGGCCGUCAGACUUGCAGUCGGUUUUGGCUUUGCCGAGUAGCGUUAGCAGCUGGGUCUGUGCAUGUGUCUGUGUCCGCCUGUCCAGGGCUCGUGCUCACGUUUCGCACCGGGAG
Molecule: messenger RNA, 1893 nt
Organism: Urocitellus parryii (Arctic ground squirrel)
Lineage: Eukaryota; Metazoa; Chordata; Mammalia; Rodentia; Sciuridae
Gene: H1-0
Product: H1.0 linker histone
Biological process (GO): nucleosome assembly; chromosome condensation; negative regulation of DNA recombination
Cellular component (GO): nucleus; nucleosome
Molecular function (GO): nucleosomal DNA binding; double-stranded DNA binding; structural constituent of chromatin
Source: RefSeq, a predicted model, not a curated record